This is a messenger RNA of Colletotrichum spaethianum, 2229 nucleotides long. Its product is annotated as SWI/SNF chromatin-remodeling complex subunit sol1. The record is from RefSeq and is a predicted model, not a curated record. Gene Ontology annotation, biological process: chromatin remodeling; regulation of transcription by RNA polymerase II. NCBI's taxonomy places the organism in Eukaryota, Fungi, Ascomycota, Sordariomycetes, Glomerellales, Glomerellaceae. Gene Ontology annotation, molecular function: transcription coregulator activity. The coding region runs from base 1 to 2229 and encodes 742 amino acids. The transcript has 2 exons. Gene Ontology annotation, cellular component: SWI/SNF complex; nucleus; nuclear chromosome.
AUGGCCGCGCAGCCAUCCACGUCUACGCCCACUGCGGCCGGCGCGACAGCAUCCUCUUCGGCCUCCACGUCCGCGUCCGUCGCCAACGAUCACGAUGGCACGCCCCAGUCAGCCGCCGCCAAGGCUCUUCCCGUCCGGGACAAGGACUCGUUCAACAAACUUCAGGUUGAGCGCUACGUCACGCGCGAUUGGCACCACUCCGUCGCGAUGAAGGACGCCCAGGAGCGCUUCGAGAAGGACAUGCAGCAGAUGAGGGAUAAGAUUGAUGACUAUAACAUCGUCAAGACCCAGCGCAUCUACUUCCCACCGAGCAAACUAUACGGCGAAGGAUACCGUGGCUUCGGGAACGGCUACACCGACAUCGAUCCACGCAUGAGAGCGCCCUUUCCGGCUCAGGUCAUCUACCCAAGCCAGAAGCCGCGACCAGGAAAACGCCAGUCGCAUCCGCUUAGGUGGAAGAAGAAGGAACUGAAGAAGCAGGCGGAGCAGCAUGAAGAGCUUGUGCCGAUACGGAUAGACGUUGACUGGGAAAAAAUCAAGCUACGCGACACCUUCACCUGGAACCUACACGACAGGAUAAUCCCGGCCGAGCUUUUCGCGCAGCACCUCGUUGAAGAUUUGGGCGUCCCUCUGGAUGCUCAACACAAACCCGUCCUCGACCAGGUCAUCUUGCAGAUGCGCGAUCAGCUCAACGACUUCUACCCCCUGGUUUUCUCCGAAGAGGACGCGCUCGACCCGGAGCUGCCCUACUCUGCUUACAAGAAUGACGAGAUGCGAAUAUUGAUCAAGCUUAACGUCACCAUCGGCGGCGUGACCCUGGUUGACCAGUUCGAGUGGGACAUCAACAACCCUCUCAACUCUCCAGAGGAUUUCGCCGCCUCGAUGACUCGUGAUAUGGCGCUGUCAGGCGAGUUCACUACGGCGAUCGCGCACAGCAUCCGAGAACAGUGUCAACUAUUCGCAAGAAGCUUGUACAGCGUCGGGCACCCCUUCGAUGGCCGCCCGGUCGAAGACCCUGAUCUGGUCGCCGCCUUCCUACCUUCUCCACUACCGUCCGUCUUCAGGCCCCAGCAGCAGGCCAAGGAGUAUGCGCCAUAUCUAUACGAACUCAGCGACGCCGAUUUGGAACGAAACGAAGUCAUCUUCUCCCGAGAACUGCGGCGUCAAAAGCGCUCCAUCAACCGUCGCGGUGGGCCGCAACUUCCAGAUCUCAAAGAAAGACAGCGUACCAUCAGGACGCUCCUUGUUUCGUCCGUGCUCCCAGGGGCCGCCACGAACAUUGAAGAGAGCACAUUAUACAAGCGCGUCGCUGGCGCUCCGAGCACUCGCAAGAGGCCAGGAGCACGCGAUGGCGAGGUGUCCGAUUCUGACGACAGCGAAGACUCCGGGCCCGAUUCGCCGGGUGUCUCUCAACUCGGUGGUGGUGGGGGUAUUGGUGGUGGUACGGCCAGGACGAGAGGUCUUCGCGGUGCUGCAAGUGCUGCUCAGCAAAGGAUUACAAACCUCGGCCGCUCAGAAACACCUGAGGCGAGCAUCGUCCACCACCACGAGACUCGCAGAAACGUCGGCCGCUCGCUGCGUGACACUCGUGACGAGACUGAGGAGCCUACCCAGCUGGUUGUCACACUGAAAGUUAGCAAGGACAAGCUGAGGAGACUCCUCCAGAAUCCGAGAUCAAGGGUCACGCCGAGCGGAUCACAGACUCCCUCGACACCCGCACACACUCGCAUACCCAGCGCGGCUGCUGCGGCGGCGGCGAGUUCAAUGCCUCCGCCGUCUACGCCGGCUUCUAACAACCAAACACUUCCCGCCACGCUUGGCACUCCUCUUCCUCAGGGCCAGAUUGGUCGACAGCCUGCACCACCACCCGUUGCUGGCCAACCGCCGCCACCUCCGCCUCCGCCUCCUGAAUGGCUCAAGAACUGCUUGCAGCAACUCAAGAAUACGUAUACCUUUGACAACUUUGAGGGCAUGAUGAAAUACUCGGCCAUCAAUCCAGACACGGAGAUGCCCAUAUCCGUACCAGCAGGAUCGCAGCCGCCAGAGGGAGCCAAAUGGAUGUUCCUCCCACGCAUUCGAUGCCUUGACUGCCCUGGCAAGCUGUACACCCCUGGCCCUGAGAUGACGGCUGGUAAUUUCGAGGUCCACCUGCGAAACAAGCAGCAUCGUCAGAAGGUGGACGCCAGAGAGGGCAAGGAUACGUCGCCGGCAGCUAUUGGGACAUCAUAA